AUGGCGGCGCUCAAGCUCAACAACUGCAUGACGAGCUCCUCCUUGCUGCUCGUCCUGCUCGCGCUCUGGGCCGCCCCGCUGGCCGUCGUGGCCGGGGACCCAGACAUCCUGACCGACUACAUCAUCCCGGCAACCACAAACCCCGUGAACAUCACGGGCGCGUUCUUCUCCUACUCGGGCCUCCGCGGCGCGCUGGCCUUGCAGGCGCCGGAGAACUUCACGGUGGCCAAGGCCUCCAUGGCGGAGUUCCCGGCGCUGAACGGGCAGAGCGUGUCGUACGCGGUGCUCUCGUACGGGCCGGGCUCCAUCAACCCCACGCACACUCACCCGCGCGCCUCUGAGCUGCUGCUCGUCCUCGACGGUGCGCUCUCCGUCGGCUUCGUCGACACCGCAGGCAACCUCUUCACGCAGGACCUCGCCGCCGGCGACAUGUUCGUGUUCCCCAAGGGCACCGUGCACUGGCAGUUCAACAGUGGCACCCAGCCCGCCAAGGCGCUCUCGGCGUUCGGGAGUGCCGCCGCGGGGCUCGUCUCCCUCCCGGUCACCCUGUUCGGCGCCAGCAACAUCGACGACGUCGUGCUGGCCAAGUCCUUCAAGACCGAUGUGGCCACCAUCCAGAAGCUGAAGGCAGGCCUCGCCCCGAAGCCAUGA
This is a messenger RNA of Miscanthus lutarioriparius, 651 nucleotides long. The record is from the annotation of a GenBank genome assembly. NCBI's taxonomy places the organism in Eukaryota, Viridiplantae, Streptophyta, Magnoliopsida, Poales, Poaceae.